This is a messenger RNA of Cryptotermes secundus, 2382 nucleotides long. RefSeq names its product bifunctional glutamate/proline--tRNA ligase. Gene Ontology annotation, cellular component: methionyl glutamyl tRNA synthetase complex; cytoplasm; cytosol. The record is from RefSeq and is a predicted model, not a curated record. Lineage: Eukaryota; Metazoa; Arthropoda; Insecta; Blattodea; Kalotermitidae. The transcript is spliced from 14 exons. Bases 100 to 2382 code for a protein of 760 amino acids. Gene Ontology annotation, molecular function: glutamate-tRNA ligase activity; ATP binding. Gene Ontology annotation, biological process: translation; glutamyl-tRNA aminoacylation.
UGGCAGAAAGCAAGAUUUCGCCACAUGGUACCAUAUGAUACACGUGUAAAAUUAAAGUGUUGUGACAGAUAUUUCUCGACAUAAAAUUUAUUUGUCAGAAUGUCGUUAACUAUAGUCGCAAGUUCUACAAAUCCACCAAUUGGUGCUUUGUUGGUUGCAAAUUUUAUUAAAGAUACCACUCCUGUUACAAUAAAAUGGGGAAAGGAAACUUCUUUACAAGUAACAAGUGACAUCUCCUUCAAUACAAACUCUACUAUUAGCCGAUAUCUGGCUCGAGUUGCUUGUUCAUAUGGUUUGUAUGGAAGCACUGUGCUUGAACGAACUGAGAUUGAUCAUUGGUUGACAUUCAGCUUUGGGCAGCUGUUGUGUACCAAAGAAUUUCAAGAAGCAAUUCUCUACCUCAAUAAAAUUCUUGGGCCCAUCACAUAUCUUGUUGGCAGUAAACUUACUAUUGCUGAUUUUGCAGUGUUUGGUGCAUUAUAUUAUAGCCAGCAGUGGAGUUCUUCACUUGAGAAUGGAAAUGCCCCAGGAAAUGUAGUUCGCUGGUAUAACUUCAUAAAGUCAUUAUGCCAUGUUGAGUCAUUUCUUGCAUCUAUUCCUGAUGAAGCAAAACCAAAAUUUGGUACCACUGAUAAAACUGCAGGUGGAAGUGGGAGGAAGGAAGAGGGAAAAUUUGUGGAACUACCAGGUGCUGAGGUAGGGAAGGUGGUCGUGAGAUUUCCACCCGAAGCCAGCGGCUAUCUCCAUAUUGGGCAUGCAAAGGCUGCUCUUCUUAAUCAGUAUUAUCAAGAAACUUUUAAGGGUAAGCUGAUUAUGAGAUUUGAUGACACAAAUCCUGCCAAAGAAAAGGAGGAUUUUGAGAAGGUGAUCUUGGAGGACCUGCAGCUGCUUCAGAUCAAGCCUGAUAGAUUCACACAUACAUCUGACUACUUUGAUCUGAUGCUGGAAUACUGUGAAAAGUUGAUGAAGGAAGGGAAAGCAUAUGUUGAUGACACUGAGCCUGAGGUGAUGAAGCAAGAGAGAGAACAGAGGAUAGAUUCAAAAAACAGAUCUAAUGCUGUGGAAAAGAAUUUCAAAAUGUGGGAGGAAAUGAAAAGAGGCACUGAAUAUGGUCAAAAAUGUUGUGUACGUGCAAAGAUUGACAUGAAUUCAGCCAAUGGGUGUUUGCGUGACCCAACCAUCUACAGGUGUAAGAAUGAACCACAUCCAAAAACCGGUACAAAUUACAAGGUUUAUCCAACUUAUGACUUUGCAUGUCCCAUUGUGGACAGUAUUGAAGGUGUGACGCAUUGCCUGAGAACAACCGAGUAUCAUGACAGAGAUGAUCAGUUUUAUUGGUUCAUUGAUGCCCUUGGUCUAAGAAAGCCGUACAUAUGGGAAUAUAGUCGCCUGAACAUGAUGAAUACUGUGUUGUCAAAACGCAAACUCACCUGGUUCGUUGAUGAGGGUCUUGUGGAUGGAUGGGAUGAUCCUCGUUUCCCAACUGUACGUGGGGUUCUGAGACGUGGCAUGACAGUCAGUGGUUUAAAACAGUUUAUCAUCGCUCAAGGUUCGUCUCGAUCUGUUGUUAUGAUGGAGUGGGAUAAGAUCUGGGCAUUCAACAAAAAGGUGAUAGACCCCAUUGCUCCCCGUUACACUGCUCUGGAAGCAGAAGGAACUGUGCCAGUACUUGUAAAUGGAGCAAGCCUUGAACCUUUGACUGUUGCAAAACAUCCUAAAAAUGAUGAAAUUGGUACAAAGACUAUCUGGGUUGGUCCAAGAAUUCUUAUAGAUGGUGUUGAUGCAGAAACAUUGAAGGAAGGAGAAAAUACUACCUUCAUUAACUGGGGGAACCUAUUAAUCAAGAAGAUUAAUCGAAUGAAUGGAAAAAUUGUAUCAGUUGAAGCUGAACCCAAUUUAAUUAAUAAGGAUUACAAGAAGACCAUAAAAUUAACUUGGUUGGCUGAGACAGAGAGCGCACCUUUUGUACCAUGUAUAUGUGUUUAUUUUGACCACAUCAUCAGUAAAGCUGUCCUGGGGAAGGAUGAAGAUUUCAAGGAUUACAUUGGUCAUAACACCAGGACUGAAGUCAGAAUGCUGGGUGACCCAGAACUUUUGAAUCUUAAGAAGUCUGAUAUUAUUCAGCUGCAAAGAAGAGGAUUUUUCAUAUGUGACAGCCCAUAUAAACCAAUUAGUAGGUACACUGGACGUGACUCACCAGUGAUUCUGUUUGCAAUACCUGAUGGACAUACUAAAGAGUCUUCAGUCACAGCCCCAGCUAAGAACAAAGAAAUAAGCAACAAAGAAAAUGGGCAGGAGACAUUAGAGGAUGACCAGCGCAGCAGGAGACCUUCAUCAUCCAGAACUGAAGAAAUGAUUGGAAAAGUGCGGCAACUGAUUUGA